Molecule: messenger RNA, 1415 nt
Organism: Psammomys obesus (fat sand rat)
Lineage: Eukaryota; Metazoa; Chordata; Mammalia; Rodentia; Muridae
Gene: Anxa13
Product: annexin A13
Exons: 11
Coding region: 69-1019 (316 amino acids)
Cellular component (GO): cytoplasm
Molecular function (GO): calcium-dependent phospholipid binding; calcium ion binding
Source: RefSeq, a predicted model, not a curated record
AACUUUGUCUGUGGGAGGACCAAUCUCUUCCUGAAGAAACCCGGAGCAGCCAUCUCAAAGAAGAGGAAAUGGGGAACCAUCAUGCCAAAGAGAGAAGCCAUCAUGGUUUCGACGCAGAUAGAGAUGCCAAAAAGCUAUACAAAGCCUGCAAAGGAAUGGGCACGGAUGAAGCAGCAAUCAUUGAAGUCUUAUCCAGCAGGACAUCGGAGGAGAGGCAACAGAUAAAGCAGAAGUACAAGGCGAAGUAUGGCAAGGAUUUAGAGGAGGUGCUCAAGAGUGAACUGAGUGGAAACUUCGAGAAGACAGCCUUGGCCCUUCUGGACCGCCCCAAUGAGUAUGCGGCCAGGCAGCUGCAGAAAGCUAUGAAGGGCAUGGGCACCGAUGAGGCAAUGCUCAUAGAGAUCCUAUGCACAAGAAGAAACGAGGAAAUCGUCGCCAUCAAAGAAGCUUACCAAAGGCUAUUUGGCAAGAGUCUGGAAUCUGAUGUCAAAGAUGAUACAAGUGGAAACCUAAGAAAAAUCCUGGUGUCCAUGCUACAGGCCACUCGUGAUGCAGAAGAUACUGUGGACAAAGACCUGGCUGGUCGGGAUGCCAAAGAUUUGUAUGAUGCAGGCGAAGGGCGCUGGGGUACCGAUGAGCUUGCCUUCACUGAAGUCCUGACCAAGAGGAGCUACAAGCAGUUGCGUGCCACCUUUGAAGCCUAUCAGAUUCUCAUUGGCAAAGAUAUGGAAGAAGCCAUUGAAGAAGAGACAUCAGGAGACUUGAAGAAGGCCUAUUUAACUUUAGUGAGAUGUGCCCGGGACCUCGAGGGCUAUUUUGCUGACCUACUGUACAAGUCCAUGAAGGGUGUGGGGACAGACGAGGAGACGUUAAUUCGCAUCAUUGUGACCAGGGCUGAGGUGGACCUUCCUAGAAUAAAAGCCAAGUUCCAGGAGAAGUAUCAGAAGUCUCUCUCUGACAUGGUUCGCUCAGACACCUCUGGAGACUUCCAGAAACUGUUGGUAGCUCUCUUGCACUGAUCCAGGCCUGAGCAAUGGCAGCGUGGGGAGAAGCCGCCUCAUCAGGAUUCUUCAACAUAACAAAUCAAAUUUCCAAAUGGGAGAACGCCUUCACCUGCUGGAUCAACUGCUCAUCAGCGUUGGUGCCCCUAGGCCAAGCUGUUGAAGUCAAAAGCAGCAUCCUCCAAAUGCUCCAGCAGUUCACCUUGAAUGCUAGCUUGGCAAGAACCUAAAGUGCCUCCCAGCCUUCCUUGAGCAUUUUGAGUGGAUGCUUUCUAAGCACAAGUGAAAUCAACAGCUGGUGGGGAGAAAAACCUGAACAUUCAUAAUAAAAUGUUUAGAAAAUUAUGUGCCUCCCAGAUGUAUAUACCCAAAGCAGAGAUUAAAUGGCUAAAGCGUAGUAAAGGCAAGAUUAAA